CAGAAACACAACAACCAGCACCAAGAACCCAGAACCAAGAAGACCAACUCUCCAGUGUCAACUCUCAGUGUUUCACAAAACUAAACAAAAUGGUGGGUCUAAAGCCUUCUGACAUCCCUCCUACCCCAGCUGUUAAGUUCCUUGGUGCUGGCACAGCCGCUUGCAUAGCGGACCUCUUCACCUUCCCACUGGACACAGCCAAAGUCAGGCUUCAGAUUCAAGGAGAGUCAACUGGGUCUGUAGCUGCCAAUGGAAUCCGUUACAAGGGAGUCUUUGGAACUAUGAGCACCAUAGUGAAGACUGAAGGAGCCAAAAGCCUGUACAAUGGAUUAGUAGCCGGGCUCCAGAGACAGAUGAGCUUUGCCUCCAUUCGCAUUGGUCUUUAUGACACAGUGAAGCUCUUCUACACCAAUGGAAAAGAAAAAGCUGGGAUUGGAAGCAGGAUACUAGCUGGAUGCACAACGGGGGCACUUGCUGUAACCAUAGCUCAACCCACAGAUGUGGUAAAAGUCAGAUUUCAAGCCCAAGCCAAUCUUCGAGGAGUCAAAAGGAGAUACAAUGGCACUAUGGAUGCCUAUAGAACCAUAGCCAAAAAGGAAGGCAUAAGAGGCCUUUGGAAAGGAACUUUUCCAAACGUGACAAGGAAUGCCAUAGUCAACUGUACUGAACUGGUGACUUAUGAUUUGAUAAAAGAAAAUCUGCUUCACUACAAGCUAAUGACAGAUAACCUUCCAUGUCAUUUUUUGUCGGCUUUUGGGGCUGGGUUCUGUACUACAGUUAUUGCCUCUCCGGUAGAUGUUGUAAAAACCAGAUAUAUGAAUUCCCCUCCAGGACAGUACAAAUCCGCUUUAAACUGUGCCUGGACUAUGAUCACCAAGGAGGGGCCAACGGCUUUUUAUAAGGGUUUUGUUCCUUCCUUUCUACGGCUGGGAUCCUGGAAUGUAGUAAUGUUUGUGUCUUAUGAGCAACUGAAAAGAGCAAUGAUGAUGUCAAAGCAGAGAAUGGAGUAUGCCGUGUGAUCUUAGGAAUGAAAAGAAAACCACGAAAAGCUUGGACUCCAGGAUCCAUUUCUUACAGUUCAUUGGCCUGACUCCACAUUGCUAUAAUAAGUCUGGAAAGCCAGUCCAGAAACUCUCCUUAACUGUUCCUAAGAGUAGUGAGUGCCCAUCAUUAGUGCAAUGUCAUGGCCAACUGUAAAGGAAAAUUCUGAAUGUUUGGAAUAAGCUUGCGCUCGUCUUUAGUAGGAUAUCAGUAUGUUUGCUGUACUUUGAGUACAUAUAGAAUUUCGAGGAGGCAGGAGGAAACAGACCAGGCCAUUCAGUAUUCGUUAAACUGCAAUUACCCAAGAAGCUAGAUGAUUUUGUUUUUUUUCCAACAAAAGAGGUUCGGAAGACGGGCCAUAUUUAUUAUUUUGGAAUUUCUGGCGUAUUUUACUUGGGAUCAGUUAAAGCCACUUUCUUUCUACAUAACAUUAACACACAACGAUUGCAGUAGUUAAAAGGCACUUUAUGUUUGGUAACUUCAUCCCAAGAGACUUGCCCUAACAAUUAAAUAUUGCAGUCCAUCAGAGUAAAAUAGAAGCCCUGAAAAUGAAGCCCAGACACAAAAAAUAUUUCUAUUGUUAUACAUUAUUUAAACUGUAGAAUGAGGAAUGCGGACACUAUAAAAAUGUUUUUUUCUUUUAUAUAUAUAUUUUCGUUAUAUAAAUUAAAUGACUAAAUGAUCAUAAAAAAAAAGUUUUUUUGUACAAGC
Xenopus laevis (African clawed frog) is the source of this 1752-nucleotide messenger RNA. It is a transcript of the gene ucp1.L, whose product is annotated as uncoupling protein 1 L homeolog. Gene Ontology annotation, biological process: proton transmembrane transport; transmembrane transport. The record is from RefSeq and is marked provisional. Gene Ontology annotation, cellular component: membrane; mitochondrial inner membrane. Lineage: Eukaryota; Metazoa; Chordata; Amphibia; Anura; Pipidae.